Vicugna pacos (alpaca) is the source of this 1706-nucleotide messenger RNA. The record is from RefSeq and is a predicted model, not a curated record. Lineage: Eukaryota; Metazoa; Chordata; Mammalia; Artiodactyla; Camelidae.
GAGACGGAAGGGAGAAGGGCAGGACGAGGGACCCCAGAAAGAGGGGAGGGACAAGGGGGAGGGAACUAGAUGGAGGUGGGGACACACAGAGAGAGGCGGGGCCAGGAGACCAGAAGGAGGGUCUGCAGGGACCUGCGGGCUCCGAAAGGCGUUCUGUUCAGCUAGUGCGUGAGGACCCGGCUUAACGGUGGCUUCCGGUUGUGUGCUCCGCGCCCGCAGGGACGCGGUCUCGGCGCUAAGCCUAUGGGCGUGGGGUCAGUGGAGCCUGAACACUUUCUGCCCGAGAUCCUACAAAUGCUUUCCUUCAGUCUGCAGCUCAAGGCCCCUCCCCGAGCCGUCCGGCUCUACUAGCCCAGCCCUGGAGAGACUUUGCCACCAAUGUCGCUGCUGAACUCUGGCUGUCCCCACCAAGGAGAAAGGCUUACCCUUCUGGAGCCAAAUCCACCGCCAGUCAACUCAGACAGCCACCCAGUCCACAUGCCAGUGGAGGACGCUGAGGACUCUGCUCUGGUGUGUCCUGAAAAUCUGAGCUUGGGGUCCCCAGGCCUGGACACCAAACAAGCCCCUAGUUGGCCUGGGCUCCGGACCCUCCUGCAGCAGCUCCCUCCGCAGGACAGCGAUGAGCGCUACUGCCUGGCCCUUGGGGAGGAGGAGCUGGCUGAGCUCCGGCUCUUCUGUGCCCAGAGGAGGCGGGAGGCCCUGGGACAGGGGGUGGCCCGCCUGGUACCUCCCAAGCUUGAAGAAUGCAUUUGUGAAAAGCAGUGCAGGGAGCAGCUGAGGCCAGGAGAGUACGGAGUGUUCGCAGCACGGGCAGGAGAGCAGCGCUGCUGGCACCGGGCUUGCUUUGCCUGCCAGGCCUGUGGCCAGACCCUGAUAAACCUCAUCUACUUCUACCACGAUGGGCGUCUCUACUGUGGCCGUCAUCACGCAGAGCUGCUGCGGCCUCGCUGCCCAGCUUGUGACCAGCUGAUCUUCUCCCGGCGCUGCACCCAGGCGGAGGGACGGCGCUGGCACGAGAACCACUUCUGCUGCCAGGACUGCGCCGGGCCCUUGGGCGGGGGACGCUAUGCCCUGCCGGGGGGCGGCCCCUGCUGCCCCAGCUGCUUUGAGAGUCGCUAUUCGAAUGCCGGCUCGAGCCCGGACCCGAUGCUGGAAGGCAGGGCGUCCCCGGGGGAGGCGGGGCUCGGCAGAGCUGAAGUCGGGGAACGUGACUCGCGGAACGCCGCGACCAUCUCCCGGGCAGCCCUUUUCGCCACGGCCGCCAGCUCCGGUUUGGAAACCCGGAGGGGAAUGCUUGGAUCCAGCCCGGGGCAGGAGUGUCGAGCUGGGGACCAGGCGGAGGCACCCAAAGGACAAGAGCAGGGCUUUCUGGAGACGCCCCUUGAUCCCAAGGAGGACGCCCCCUGCCCCACUUGCUCCUCUUCCUCUGAAUCGGAACCCGAAGGGUUUUUCUUAGGCCAGCGCCUUCCUGGGCCCUGGGAGACCUCCAGAAGUCUCCAAACUAGGGACAGCGACACCUCCAGGAAGCAUUGCACCAUUUGCUAGUGGCGCAGCCCGGAGAAAAGAGGGUUGGGGGAGCUGGGGGCAGGGCAUGUGAUCUGUAAGGCGAGAGCUCUCCUCCCUCUGUAAAAUUCCUAUACUGAACACCGUCAAGGUCAUGGCUGGGGGAGGUGGAGAGAUGACAAAGUUGGAGUGUUUCCUUUCAG